GUCUAACCCAUGACUCCUUUCUUCAUCGUUGAAAAACCUGAACAAUUCAAACCUCUAAAGCCUACCAUUUUUCCAAAUCAAUAUUUCUCUCUCAAAUAAUAUACUUACUAGUAUUUCUUUUAUCUAUCAAUGGCUUUCAAAAAUACGCUAGCUCAGCGCCUUUUCAAUGCAUACAAAACUACCGGUUUUUUCAUUUCCGCUUGUCGUAUAUCUUCAUCAUCAAUGUCCGCCAGAACACUUACCCCUCCUCGUCCUGAUAACAAAAUCGCCCCAGAUAAAGAAGAUAAUGGAAUUUUACGGCGAUUAAUCCACCGCCGAUUUAUGUACUCAUCUCCGACGACUUCUCUGGAGCUCCGGUCAAUACCAACCGGGGAAACUCUCAUCGAGAAACUCCGUGAAAUGGAUAUAAGCAGAAGCAGGAUCAAACUCGAUGGACUCCUGCCGCCACAAGAGUGGGAGGGGAAGUUGACAGUGGCGGAUGCGAGGAAGGUGCUAAGGUUAUCACAAUUGGAGAUGGUGAAAUUGAGGCUAAAUCAGAUUGAAAAGAGUUGUAUUUCAUACUCGGAAUUUCUUCAGAUUUGCUCUGGAAAUUGUUUGAAUAGUGAACAGGGCAUCGAAUUCGCGAAGAUUCUAGAUGAUUCUGGAACUGUAAUUGUUCUGGGAGACGUUGUGUUCAUUCGGCCUGAUCAGGUAGUGAAAUCCCUACAAGGCCUAUUGCCUAUGCCCUUGGCGAACACAAAUGACCCACAAAUGAUGGAGGAGUUCAACCAAAUGGAAGAGGACAAAGCAAUAAUUGACAAGAAAGCAGAGUCAUUGGUGCGCAGAGAAUUAUGGUGUGGGCUAGGCUACUUUGUCAUUCAGACAGCAGCAUUCAUGAGAUUAACAUUCUGGGAACUCUCGUGGGAUGUCAUGGAACCAAUUUGCUUUUACGUUACAUCCUUUUACUGCAUGGCUGGUUAUACUUUUUUCCUUAAGACCUCCAAAGAGCCUUCUUUCGAAGGAUUUUUCCAGAGCCGAUUUGUCGCUAAGCAAAAGCGACUCAUGAAGCUUCGGAAUUUCGAUCUUCAAAGGUAUAACAAGCUCAGAGGAGCUUGUUAUCCUCAAUUGUCAUCGCCUCCUGGAAGAACAUUAACGUUUAAUUAAUCUGAUAAUUUACAUGAACAUGCUACUAGGUAGAAGUAUUUAUUUUAGGAAUAGAUUAUUUUUAUCAAGAAGGGAGUGCAAACGAGAAAAAGAGACGCCCGUUUGUCUCUCUGUUUUUUCCUUCUUCCCUUUUUUUUGGGUUUAAUUUUAAUUUUCAACGUGUCAUAGACGGCCAAGGUAAAUGCAUUGAAUAAGAAUUCCAAUAAAAUUGUCAGCCGGGUUAUAUGCCCCAA
This is a messenger RNA of Capsicum annuum, 1376 nucleotides long. Its product is annotated as calcium uniporter protein 2, mitochondrial-like. The record is from RefSeq and is a predicted model, not a curated record. Gene Ontology annotation, biological process: calcium import into the mitochondrion; mitochondrial calcium ion homeostasis. The transcript has 2 exons. Gene Ontology annotation, molecular function: uniporter activity; calcium channel activity. Bases 130 to 1143 code for a protein of 337 amino acids. NCBI's taxonomy places the organism in Eukaryota, Viridiplantae, Streptophyta, Magnoliopsida, Solanales, Solanaceae. Gene Ontology annotation, cellular component: mitochondrial inner membrane; uniplex complex.